AUGGAAAAAGAUAUCUCAUCCAAGGAAGUGCUUCUGGAGCUUGCAGUGGAUGCUAGACUAGACAAGGCCGAAGUGGAUGAGUGGCUUGAUUCGGAUCUAGCAGGAGAUGUUGUAGAUGAGCAUUCUCGAAAUAACAAGGAGCAGCCAGGCAAUACUGGUGUCCCACGGUAUGUCAUCCAGGAAAUGCACCGUUUGGAUGGGGCGGAGGAUCCACCUGAGUUCCUCGAAGUGUUUGCCAAGAUCAAGGAAGACGAAUGGCAAGUUACAACAUAG
Molecule: messenger RNA, 273 nt
Organism: Aspergillus thermomutatus
Lineage: Eukaryota; Fungi; Ascomycota; Eurotiomycetes; Eurotiales; Aspergillaceae
Exons: 1
Coding region: 1-273 (90 amino acids)
Molecular function (GO): oxidoreductase activity
Source: RefSeq, a predicted model, not a curated record